Mucor velutinosus is the source of this 690-nucleotide messenger RNA. RefSeq names its product 40S ribosomal protein S6. Bases 1 to 690 code for a protein of 229 amino acids. The transcript has 2 exons. The record is from RefSeq and is a predicted model, not a curated record. Lineage: Eukaryota; Fungi; Mucoromycota; Mucoromycetes; Mucorales; Mucoraceae. Gene Ontology annotation, molecular function: nucleic acid binding.
AUGACACGUCCCAUUCCUCAGGAGGUUCAAGGAUCUUUCAACGCUCUUUUCAACCAAGGUUGUUCCCUCCGUGCCAUUCAAAAAAUCUUCCCAGAUUUGUCCGUCAGUGUACUUUCUCGCUAUAGGAAGAAGUUUCUUGGUCAUUCAAAACAUGCCAAACCCGGAAGACGCAGCAAAAUCACUACGCAGAAUAUAAACUACAUUGAGAGGAAUUUCCGCAAUGGUAAUUUAGACGGCCCCAAGGGUGUGCAGUGCUACCUUGCUCAUAUACCAAUUUCGUGUCUGCGGAGAACCGGAAAAAAGCGUCUUGUGUGGGCCAAGAGACAUCGACAUUUGACUGCGGACGAUUGGCGUAAAUGGGGAUUUUUCGAUGAAACCAGGGUCAACAUGUGGGGAUCUGACGGCGAAUCUUUCUACUGGACUGACAGGCCCACUGAGUUGAUGUCUCAUCAAACUGAGGCUCAAGUUCAGGGAGAUGGUGGUGGCGUUGUUUUCUGGGGCAUGAUAACAGCGGAGGGACCCAGCUAUGGCUCCACCAUUACCGAAGGAACUGUUAACUCAGAAGUUUAUGCUGAAAUUCUGGACUCAUCUUUGCUAGACACUAUCGAGUACUAUGGGCUGGACAAGAAAACGUUUAGAUUCCAGCAAGAUAACGCAAGACCACAUACUUCUGGUCCCAUUAAAAAAUAG